AUGAAGUUGGGAGACUUCUUGGACAACGAGAGGGGUAAGGUGCAACUGGACGUGGAACCUCAGGGCUGCCUGGUGGUGAGGUCAUGUUUUAUAACCCCAUCAUUGAGCUAUGCCUAUGCUCCAAAGGCAGAAAAAAAUGUCUUCCCCAAGCAGCGAGGGAAGACAUUUUAGGGCGCCAUGAAUGUUGAUGCCGUAACUUGGGUACGGUUGCCCUGGAGACUCAUCCUUAAUGACGUACCCAACCGGCGUUACCUUCAGACCCAACACAUCUCUGGCUCUGAGAUACCGUACUCCGGAGAUUCAGCCAUGAAGAAACUGAAUCUCCGUGCGAACUCGGAUAGCUUAUCUCUGAAGAGCCUAUCGGGGCUGCCUUCCACCUCUAGUAGCCUGAUUUCUCCAACCCGGAGACCCAUCGCCCCUCUACAGCUACCUACAGCCAGCCAGGUGACCCCAGGCCCUAGCCUAUGUAGCCCCCAGAAGAAAUCGCCCUUGAGGCUUGACGACUUCAAGUUCUGGGCAGUGCUAGGCCGGGGUCACUUUGGCAAGGUACUGUUGUCUGAAUUUCGCGCCAGUGGGAAACUCUAUGCCAUCAAGGCCCUGAAGAAGGGUGACAUCCUCGCCGGAGACAAAGUCAAGAACCUGAUGAGUGAGAAGCGGGUUUUGGCGGCCGUCACCAAGGCAGGACAUCCCUUCCUGGUGAAACUCUUUGGCUGUUUUCAGACACCAGAACACGUCUGCUUCGUGAUGGAGUACUCGGCCGGCGGAGACCUCAUGCUGCACAUCCACAGCAAUGUGUUCUCACAGCCGCGGGCCAUCUUCUAUUCCGGCUGCGUGGUGCUGGGGCUCCAGUUCCUUCACGAGCAAAACAUCAUCUACCGCGAUCUCAAAUUAGACAAUUUGCUCCUCGACACCGAAGGCUACGUCAAGAUAACCGAUUUCGGCCUCUGCAAGGAAGGGAUGGGCCAUGGCGACCGGACCAGCACGUUCUGCGGAACCCCCGAGUUCCUGGCACCGGAAGUGCUGACCGAAACAUCUUAUACAAGAUCGGUGGACUGGUGGGCACUGGGCGUAUUGCUCUAUGAGAUGCUGGUCGGAGAGUGCCCGUUCCCUGGCGAUGAAGAAGAAGAAGUGUUUGACAGCAUCGUCCACGAUAAGAUUCGCUACCCCAGCUCCCUGUCGGUGGAGGCCACCCGCAUCAUGAGAAAGCUGCUGCGGAGAAACCCAGACCAGAGGUUGGGGUCUUCCGAGCAUGGCGCUGAAGAUGUGAAGAAACAACCCUUCUUCAAGACCCUCGCCUGGGACGACCUGCUGGCCCGUCGCCUGGCCCCACCCUUUGUGCCUAGGUUGUCCGGGCGCACAGAUGUCAGCAACUUCGAUGUGGAGUUCACCGCCGAGGCCCCCAUGCUGAGCCCACCCCGAGAUGUGCUGCCCCUCACUGCUGCGGAGCAGGCGGCUUUCCGAGAUUUCGAUUUCGUCGCAGAAGGCUACUAG
This is a messenger RNA of Psammomys obesus (fat sand rat), 1491 nucleotides long. Its product is annotated as serine/threonine-protein kinase N1-like. Gene Ontology annotation, biological process: protein phosphorylation. The transcript has a single exon. Lineage: Eukaryota; Metazoa; Chordata; Mammalia; Rodentia; Muridae. Gene Ontology annotation, molecular function: protein serine/threonine kinase activity; ATP binding. The record is from RefSeq and is a predicted model, not a curated record.